GCCAUUGUGUUCCGGUAAGUGACAGAGGAAACGCACGCGGGUGGUUAUUUUCGUGUUUCCCUCUGGAUUUUUCACGAUUUUCUCACGGGAUUUAAAUCAAAUCCAGGCGAAAAUGUCCCACAGCAACGCACCCGACAGUUGGGAAUCUCAAGCCGAUAGUAACUCAAGUAACAGCAGCCCCAGUCACGCUACAGAUGUGGCAACCAAAUUUUCCACGUUGAACGUAAAUGCAGUUGAAUUUGUGCCUUCCUUUAGUUUUGGAUCUCAACAGGGCCCCGAUGAGACACCGAGCCCCAAGGAGACUGAAAGUAAACAGACUUCGCCCCAACACCAGCCUGUGGUAAACGGAACUCCAACUUCAUCGUCAUCUGAACCUCCCGAAGUAGAGGAGCCUCCGCCUGUUCCGCCGGCAGGAGCAGCAGGUGAUGGCAGCCCAACAGGAGCCGGUGGUACUUGGGAAGAUGUGGCUGAUGAAGAUAGUACAGCUUCUGGUGCUGCCCCAGCUACAACACCUGAAGAUGACGAAGAGGAGAUCUCCAGUGAGGAGGCUCCUAAACUUAAAAAGAAGAAAGUGGCAAAGAAAGUAGAGGUUGAAGAUAAAAAGGAACAUAUUAAUGUUGUGUUCAUUGGACAUGUAGAUGCAGGUAAAAGUACCAUCGGAGGUCAGAUUAUGGCCCUGACAGGUAUGGUAGACAAAAGGACAUUGGAAAAGUAUCAGAGGGAGGCAUGUGAAAAAAGUAGGGAGAGUUGGUAUCUGAGCUGGGCUUUGGAUACUAAUCAGGAAGAAAGGGACAAAGGCAAAACAGUUGAAGUAGGCAGAGCAUUUUUUGAGACUGACAAAAAACAUUUUACCAUUCUGGAUGCUCCAGGACACAAAAGUUUUGUGCCUAAUAUGAUUGGUGGAGCUGCCCAAGCCGAUCUGGCAGUGUUAGUUAUUUCCGCUAGAAAGGGUGAAUUUGAAACUGGAUUUGACAGAGGAGGACAGACCAGAGAGCAUGCUAUGUUGGCCAAAACUGCUGGUGUUAAAUAUUUAGUUGUGUUAGUUAAUAAAAUGGAUGAUCCCACUGUUCAUUGGGACAAAGAAAGGUACGACGAAUGUCGAGACAAAAUCCUCCCUUACCUAAAAAAGCUCGGUUUCAACUUAAAUAAGGACCUAUUUUUCCUACCUUGCUCCGGUCAGCUGGGUCAAAACUUAAAAGAUCCAGUGGACAAGUCCAUUUGUCCGUGGUACGAUGGAUCAGCUUUUAUUCCGUUCAUCGACAACCUCCCACCGUUAAAUAGGAAACAGGACGGUCCUUUUAUGAUGCCAAUUGUGGACAAAUACAAGGACAUGGGCACAGUUGUUAUGGGUAAAGUGGAGAGCGGCGAAUGUCGAAAGGGACAGAGUUUGGUUAUUAUGCCUAAUAGGACCCCAGUAAUAGUAGACAUGUUACUCAGCGACGACGACGAAGUCGGACGGGUAAUUCCUGGCGAAAACGUUAAAAUUAAAGUGAAGGGCGUCGAGGAAGAAGACGUCAGUCCCGGUUUCGUUUUGUGCGACGCCGUCAACCCUGUCCAUACUUGUAAAGUGUUCGACGCGCAGCUCGUCAUUAUCGAACACAAGUCGAUCAUCUGCGCCGGUUACAGUGCAGUUAUGCACAUCCAUUGCGCAGCGGAGGAAAUUACUGUUAAGGCUUUAAUUUGUCUGAUCGAUAAAAAAUCCGGAGAGAAGUCCAAGACUAGGCCGAGGUUCGUGAAACAAGACCAAGUAGCUAUAAUGAGAAUAGAAUGUGCCGGCGUGAUUUGUCUAGAACCCUUUAAACUAUUUCCCCAGAUGGGUAGAUUCACAUUAAGAGAUGAAAAUAGAACAAUUGCAAUUGGCAAGGUCCUAAAACUGGUGGAAUAAGUUUAUAGUGUAGGCAUUAAAAAAGGUAAUUGAUAUUACUCCUGAAAUCCGGAACUACGACACAACAAUAAUAAUUUAAAAAAAAAACGAAUACGGUGGCAUUUUUUCUAUUUUAAUUUUGGCACCACACAAUGUUCAGCUCAUUAUCAACAGAAGUUCGCGUGUACAUAACGUUGUUUUAUUAUUAUUUUUGCGAUAUUAGUGAUUUAUUUAUAUAUUCGCAUUCAUAUAAAACGGCCAAAUUAUAGUUAAAUAUUGUGAAAAUGUAAUUUAAUUAAAUUGUUUUUUUGGCCUUAUCAAGAGUUAUUAUAGGAUAUUUUUUUGCUUCGGUGAGGUUUGAUUUGGGGUGAUGUAUAUAUUUAUUGAUUUAUUCAAUUUUUUUUUCAAGCGCAAGAGUUAGGGUAAACCCACUGAUUCCACACCUAAUUAAUUUAGAGCUGUGAAGUUAUAUUUUAUUUUUAGACAAUUGAGUUUUUAUAAUGUGUAAAAGGUGUCAACUACUGCUAUUAUUUGUAGUGACCCUAUAAAUAAAUUUCUAAUUCUUUAUCUGCUUUGCUGUAAAACUCAUGGUUCCUCACAGUUAUGGGUAAAUACUUUGUUUUUUAAUAUAUUCUUUUAAAAUUGUCUUGUUUUUAAUUCAAAUCGCUGUUUGUUCUUAAUUUUGAGACGUUGUUUAUUACAGAUCUGUAAACCAAUUGGGCAGAUAAAGGACUAAGACAUUUUCGUUCAUUUCUCAUCAAAAACUAUUUUCGUUUAAUAUUGUGUGGUGUACGCCCGCAUCUAAAAAAAAUAUAAAAUUACAAGAUUUUUAAAUUAUUGUUUUUCUUGGAGGUUAACUUCCACAAGAGAGAUGGAGGUAUUUUCUUAAUUAUUUAUUACUUAAUUAUUGUUUUCUAAUUCUAAAGUUCGCUUUAAUUGUUCCAAAGGCAAAUUUUUAAAUCUGUUAUUAGAAGCAAUAAGGUAGAUCUUCCCGAGUUUUUACAAACAUCAGAAUUCAACAUUUUUGUGCCUUCAUAAAAAAAAACUUGUAAAAAGUGCUUGUUUUUUACUAAAUAUACGCUACGCAGUUGGAAAAAAGUAUCACGGAAUUGCUACACUUUAUUGGUGCUACAAUGAUCUUUGAACAAAGAAAAAUACCUUCACCUUUAAAUUAAAAUUUAUUUUAACAGGUGACAACUUUUUACACUUAUUUUGUUUUAAAAUCUAUUUUUUAUUUAAAUUAUUAACAUAGUAGAAUCGAAGAAUGUUUGUGAUACUUUCAUAGGACACAGUAGCUCGCCCAAAGAAGUGUAAAAGGUUGCAUUCCUGAUCCCGAAAUGCCUUUAAAUAUUAAAAAAAGUUUUACAGCCGAAACGUUCACUAAAAAAAAAAGUGUUACAUCUCGACGAAAUUCAGUGUAGCCUUUUUGACAAGUUCUUAAAAAAAUGUAAAUAUUAAGAGAGUUUAUAUUUUCGUUACGAAAGUGACGAAAAAUUUGAAAUUAUAUUUAGCUUACGUUGUAAUAAUAUUUGCAAAACGUUUUGUUAACUUAAGUUUUGUUUUUUAGUCUUUUAUAAUUAUUAUACAAUUAUUAAGUAAUCAACAAAUAACGUUGCUAUCAAUUUUAUAUAUCAAUAAAAUUUAAAAUUGUAAA
Anthonomus grandis grandis is the source of this 3518-nucleotide messenger RNA. It is a transcript of the gene eRF3, whose product is annotated as eukaryotic peptide chain release factor GTP-binding subunit ERF3A. Gene Ontology annotation, cellular component: translation release factor complex. Gene Ontology annotation, biological process: translation. The transcript has 10 exons. Gene Ontology annotation, molecular function: GTPase activity; GTP binding; translation release factor activity. NCBI's taxonomy places the organism in Eukaryota, Metazoa, Arthropoda, Insecta, Coleoptera, Curculionidae. The coding region runs from base 113 to 1885 and encodes 590 amino acids. The record is from RefSeq and is a predicted model, not a curated record.